Molecule: messenger RNA, 1041 nt
Organism: Magnolia sinica
Lineage: Eukaryota; Viridiplantae; Streptophyta; Magnoliopsida; Magnoliales; Magnoliaceae
Product: disease resistance protein At4g27190-like
Exons: 2
Coding region: 1-1041 (346 amino acids)
Molecular function (GO): ADP binding
Source: RefSeq, a predicted model, not a curated record
AUGAAGACGGAUAAAGACAUCAGAGUGGAAGUUCUUAGCGACGAAGAAGCUUGGACGUUGUUUUGCCAAAACGCAGGAGACAUGACUGAUUUGGACAGGGUAGGAGAUCUUGCAAGAGCUGUUGCUAGAGAAUGCAGCGGUCUGCCACUGGCGAUCAUCACCGUAAGGAGGGCUAUGAGGGGGAAGAUGAGGAUCGAGUUGUGGAAGCAUGCUUUGGAAGAACUGCGAAGCUCAGUCCCAGACAUCAGAGGGAUAGAAAUGGAGGUCUUUUCUCCAUUGAAGUCGAGUUACGACUCAUUACGAGGUAAGAACAUCAAACCAUGCUUCUUGUAUUGCUCUUUAUUCCCCGAAGACUACUCUAUCGAAGCAAGCAAACUUGUACAAUACUGGAUAGCAGAGGGAUUAAUCGAUGAGAGGCAGAAUUUCAAAUCAGCAUCAAAUAGGGGGAUUGCCUUGAUUGAAAAUCUCAAGGACUCAUGCCUCUUGGACAAUGGCGCACACGAGGGGACAGUAAAGAUGCAUGACGUUGUCCGCGAUGUUGCCAUCUGGAUAGCAUCCUCGCUCGAAGAUGGAAGCAGAACUGCAACAGCUUCGUGCAAUUUUUCUAAGAGAUUGCACUUUUCUAGCAGAGUUACCGCCAAUGGGACAACUCACGGAACUCCAAAACUUGAUCUCUCUGGCACCCAAAUCAGCGAACUGCCUAGUGAGAUAGGACAAUUGGAUAAACUAAAGCAAUUGUAUCUAUCUCGCACGCGCAAUUUAGAAAGAAUUAAGGCCGGUACAGUAUCAAGGCUGUCCAGUUUGGAGGUAUUCGAGGUGUCUUUGAGUGCUUACACCUGGGAUGUCGAACAGAAGGCUGAUGAGGGAAGAUCAACGAUUGAGGAACUGUCGUCUCUCAGGUUCUUGUCUGUUCUUUACAUCAGGAUACACAGCAUUGCUUGUCUUGCCUUAGAUUUCAGUUGGUUGAAACGGUUGAGAAGAUUCCACAUGCAUUGGUCCAAGAACCUAUGUUUCGAAAUACUCGAUAAUGUGGAACAAUGA